Molecule: messenger RNA, 1056 nt
Organism: Oryza brachyantha (malo sina)
Lineage: Eukaryota; Viridiplantae; Streptophyta; Magnoliopsida; Poales; Poaceae
Product: BON1-associated protein 2
Exons: 1
Coding region: 252-833 (193 amino acids)
Source: RefSeq, a predicted model, not a curated record
CGUGGUGCUGCUUCCUUGCACGUUUUUACCCGAGAAAUGCGCGCUCCAACAAUUUCCAAACCACCAUGGCGAAGCUUCCAUGAAACGAAUCGCGAAUUAACGCCGAUUUUAUUGCCACCCCGACGAUGAAGAAGAAGGCUUGCUGAGUUUUUUUUGAGAGAUCUCGAGCUCGAUAUAAACACGCCGUGUUGUUGUGUCACCGAUCACGAGCUGAGCUGGAUCGCGGUGGACGCAUCUCGCCGGCCUCAUCGAUGAUGGCUCGCGCAACGGCGGCGGGGAUGAUGGCGCUGGAGGUGACGGUGGUGUCCGCGGAGGAGGUGGUGCUCCCGACGGGGCGGGCGCUGGGCGGCGGCGCGUACGCCGUGGUGCGCACGGCGUCGGCGGCCGCGUGCACCCACGUCGACGAGGACUCGUACGGCGACUGCAACGGGUACCCGUACUGGAGCGAGGCGGUGCGGGUGGCCGUGCCGGCCGGGGCGGGCGGCCUGGCCGUCGAGAUCUGCCGGAGGAGGUCGAACGGCCGGGUGGAGACGGUGGCGGCGGCGCGCGUCCCCGCCGACGACUUCAUGGUCGGCCCGCCGGGGCACCUGCAUUGCCUCAGCUACCGCCUGUUCGACGCCGCCGGGGGCAGGUCGAGCCGCCGCAACGGCAUCGUGAACAUCACCGUCAGGAGGACGGACGUCAAGCACACCGCGCCGCCGCCGCCGCCGCCGGUAAAGGCCACGAACGCCCGGGCCAGCGCGAGCGGUGGCUCCUGCUACGGCGUGCCGCCGGCGGGCGCGGCCAUGGGCUACCCUGUCGGAUUCCCGGCCGAUGGCAGGGCCUGCGUAUAGGAUGAUGAUGUCAUUGAUUUUUGUCUCCACAUUGGCACAUUGCAUUUUUCAUAUAUUCUUGAUAAAGGCUGUAAAUAUAAUCAUCCUGAUUCAUCCAAUUCAUCAUGAUUUUUUUAUAAUUAUUUUGUUGCUGUUUUAGUGGUAUAUAAGAAAUAAACGAAUGGGCGAGCAAAUUGUAAAAAUCCAUGAAAGGAAAUAUUAUGUUUUGUUAAUGUUUUUCUUA